This is a messenger RNA of Ectocarpus sp. CCAP 1310/34, 784 nucleotides long. Lineage: Eukaryota; Phaeophyceae; Ectocarpales; Ectocarpaceae. The record is from the annotation of a GenBank genome assembly.
UAGGGCAAAAUAGCGAGGGAACAGGAGCAUGUGGAACGCGGUGUGGAUACUCCUGCUCACCACGUACCCACCGGUGCUCUCCUUCUCGUUUGCUGGGGUUGCACUCCAAAGCAACAAGGCAGGGGUUCGGAGAGCGGCGCCGAGGGUUUUGGUCGAGACGGCCGCGUCGUCUGCGGAGGCCGGGCCGCCUCCACCGAUCGGCGGCGACCUUCCUGCGAAUGACGGGAGCGCGGCGGCGGAACUCGUGACCUCUCUGCUGGGGAAGAUCGAGGGCACGAACAGAGGAGUGGACUGCACGCCCGAACAACAGAAGGAGAUUGAUGGAAUCAUCGACCAGCUCAACACCUUGGGCGCGGACAAAGACUGGUUGAACGACAGUCGCGUCUUCGGCAACUACAACGUCGCCUACGUGAGCUCGGGCCCCUCGCAGCGGGGCAACCCAGCGGGAGGCCGUUGGAGGGGCCGGGUAGGCCGCUCCCUAUUCAGGCAAGCGACGGAGGAGAUGUUCCAGCACCUCGUGGAGCCUGCCACGGCGGUUAACAUGGUCGUCUUCAGGGCGUUCGGACUGCUCAAGGGGUGCGUCACCUUGCGAGGCGACUUUAAGGCAAUUCCGGACAAGCCUAACUUUGUCAAGGCUUCCUUUGGGCCGCCGCUGAUAAACUUCCUGGGUAAACACGGCCUGACGAUUCGGUCGGGGCCCAAGAGCAGCGUAAGGCUUGCGGCAACCUACGUGGAUGAGAGGGACCGAUCACCGAUGGCCAAUCGUUCCUUCCUACUUUGCCAA